GAAAUAUUGUUAUGGUAUGAAAAGCAGCUAACGAAGCUGAAAAUGCCUGAGGGCUUGGAGUGGGAUAUGUGGGGUGCGCUUUUUUAUGUUGGCACCAUUUUUACUACUAUCGGUUAUGGUAAUAUAGCGCCUCGCACACCUGGUGGUCAGGCGUUAAGUAUUGUGUACGCAAUUUUUGGCAUACCUCUUGUUUUAGCUAUUUUGAGUCAGUUUGGUAAAACGCUCACUUCGUUUGAUCGUUAG
Molecule: messenger RNA, 243 nt
Organism: Gongylonema pulchrum
Lineage: Eukaryota; Metazoa; Nematoda; Chromadorea; Rhabditida; Gongylonematidae
Source: the annotation of a GenBank genome assembly